AUAAUAUUUAAGACACUUUUCAUAUUUUAAUUAUAAUGUUAACGUUAAUUUAUUUUCCUCUUUGGGGAUAGCCUAAAAUUAUUUUCCAAAUUCCCAACAAGUUGACAGUGCCACAUUGGGCAGUGUUGGGCAACGCUGACAGCUCUCAGCUGUGCCGGCAAAACAAACCACAUCUGCUCGAAGUUUCUUGAAUUUUCUACGGGCUUGGGUGAAAUUCGCAAGUUACCGAUGAGCCACCACGAUCAUGGAAGACAGGAAUGAAGAGAUUGAGCCAUGCCGGAGCAUCGGGCCACACGAACUGGACGUGGUGAAGAGCCAGGCGGUGAUCAAGUUAUCGCCCGUGCAGCUGCCCGCCCACUUCAAGCGGCUGGAGUGCAACACGAACCUGAAUCUUCCGCCCCUGAACUGGCUGACCACCUCGCACAGCAGCCAUGGAUUGCACCAGGCCCUGUACCAGAGUGCCGGAUUCGCCAGCUUCCGACUGGGCCAGAUGUUUCCCGACUGCGUGGGCGAGGUGGAUGUGGUCAGUGAUGCGGAGAACAUCAAGCAGCUGCUCAAGCUGCCCUACAGCGCCCAGAGCGCCAUCAGCAUGGUGGUGCACAAGGUGGGCAACACGCUGCUCCUGGACGAGUUCGACAUCCAGAAGUAUCUGCUGCGAAAGGCCGACGACGACUGGAAGUGGCUGAGAUCCUUCAUCCUGGAGCACAUCUUGACCUACGGCGACACACAGCACAACUACUGCCUGAAGGAGCGAUCCCGCGAGGCCCUGCAAACCAAGAAUCUUCUGUCGAAGUUCCUGUAUCACAGUCUCAAACAGACUGGCGAAGAGUUGGACGAUGAAGCGCCCACUACGCCCAGUCCGUUGACCAGCAGCCGACAGGGCCUACCCAUCACCGGUCCAGUUCUUCCAGAGCCCAAGAUAGAGGAGAACGUACCGGACCCCAAGUCCAGCCAUGCCUUCAACAGGAAUGUGGUAUGGACGUUUGAGGACAUACGCAUGCUCAUAGGCACAGAUAUGCCCAUCUUUGGAGGACCCAACAGGCCGUGCAUCAGCCUGCGUUUGAGGGAUGCGGCCCAGCCCAUAAACGUGCUAACUGGCAUCGAUUACUGGUUGGACAACCUCAUGUGCAAUGUUCCCGAGGUGGUGAUGUGCUAUCAUCUGGACGGCAUUGUGCAGAAGUACGAGAUCAUCAAGACUGAGGACCUGCCCUACCUGGAGAACUCACAGUUUUCGCCUCAGGUGGUUCGCAACGUGGCCCAGAACAUUUUGGCCUUUCUUAAGGCCAAUGCCACGAAGGCGGGUCAUACCUACUGGCUAUUCAAGGGCCGUAACGAUGACGUGGUCAAGCUGUAUGAUCUAACCACUUUGUGCCAGAGUCAGGAAGCUAAGAAGUCUGAGGGUGAACCCCAGCAGCAGGUUAAUCCCUUUACCGUCCCGGUGGGAAUGCUGCUCUACUCGGUGGCUCGAAACAUGAAGAACACACUGCCGCACAUCAGUCCCAAGGCAGCGGGCAACAUUCGAGCUCUGCUGGACAACUGCAUUAAGCUACUGCCCAAGGAGCAGUAUCCCCAGAUCGUGAGUUCCUCACACUACAUACUCUCGGAUCUGCAUGUCCCCGCUGGCAUUGAUCCAAAGGCACCCAAGUUCGAGGAAGUGGACUCUGAUGAUCAGUCGCUGUAUGACGAUGAUGAAGAGGAGGACGAGGAGGACUAUGAAGAUGAACUCCUGGACUACCCAAGCGAGAAGAGCUACCAAAGCAGCGAGCAGGGCGGCGGCAGGGCCAAUGUUGCUGUGCGCCACAUUUGUGACGCUCUCAGAGACUUUAAAUCUCAUGCCAAGAAGGCCAAGCCGGCUCCACUCUUAGCCACAACUGCUGAGCGGUGUAGCAUAUCUUUGGAGCACAUCAGUGCUGGUCUCUCCUGCCUGCAGUAUUUCAAUGGGAGUCAAGAGGAGAAGCUCAAGGAGUCGGAAACGAUUGCCAAGCAGGAGGAGAAACAACGCAUCCUGCAUGAGGAGCAGAAUCCCAACAUGGCCAAGCCCUUCAGUGCCAUCCCACUGCCCUAUGAGCAGCUUAAACUUAGCCAGCAGCCCGCGCAGGUGGUGAAGAAGCCGAACUCCAAGGCCAAAAGGAGCAAGUCCAAGGAACUCGCCACCACUGUCAAGUCAAAGUCCGCUAAUGCCAGCAAUCAGCAGAUGAGUGCAAAGUUCAACACUCAGAACUUUGGCUCCUGGAACGUGCACCUUAAGCUUUUGCUGCUUGAGAAGGCUUGCUUGACAUUUGCAACUCUAGCAGAGCACUAUUAUGAAUCCCGGCGAUAUGGAUCCACGCUACGCUCCAUCGAGCUGGCUUGUCGUUGUCAACAGGUACUCAACAAGUACAUGGCCAAUGUGGUUUCCCAGCACAGCUGUUUGCUGGGCCGGGCAGGUGACUGCUUCUUCCAGAUGUCAAAACACUGGGCAGCCAUUGAGGAGUAUGUGCAGCAGUAUGAAGAGCAGGAUGCGUCGAUGGGCGUUAUUGGCGACGAGUUGGCCCAGGAACUGGAGGGAGAGGAGGAGGAACUGCCCUCCUUGGCACCGGUCAACAAUUUGGAGCAGGUAAUGCUGCACAGCUGCAAGUGCUACGAAAAGGCAUUGGAACAUGCCCAGAAAACGGAGAGCAAUGAACUGCUUCGCCGGCUGGGAAAUGUGCGAAACGAGCUGGGACUGAAGUAUAUGUACUGGGCUCAGGAGGAAUACAGCGAGUUGAUGAAGAAGAAGGAGUCCAGCAAAGCUGCUGGAGAUGAUCAACCGGAGGACAACAAAAAAGAGGAUCCUGCCGAGCCGCUUUACGUCAAACUCACAGUCAAUUCUUAUGAUUGCCUGCGCCGGGGCAUAGAAGCCUUCACUGCCGUAGAAGAUAAUGUCAACCUGGCCUUUUUAUAUUGCAAUAUGGGUCGGUUUAUGCGACUGCGCGCCCAUCUUACCAUGCCCAAUGAAAGCGCCAUUACCUUAGACAGCCAAAAGGCUUUUUAUAGCGAAGCUUUCAAUUAUUACGAGAAGGCCAAAGACUGCUUGGACACUCGUAAAGCCAAUGCUGAACUGUGGGACCUCGUCCACUGGGAAUUAUCCACUGCCACCUUUACGUUAGCCAAACAACUUCAGGACUACAGUGCCGCUGACACAUCAAGCCUGGUUGACGCCUCCAAGGAAGUGCUGGAAUUGCUUCAGAAAUCCCUGCGUCUUUGUGACGUGGAGCACGCUGGCGCCCGCCAAGUACUCUACAGUUUUCGAUCGGGGCUGAUACACAAGAGGAUUGCCUCCUUCCAUUACUCGCAGCUGCGUUCUCACGGCUCCUGUGACUUUUCUCAGCUGCCCAAGUCUUCUCUACAACUUUGCAAGUAUCACUACGAGAAGGCCACACAAAUACUGGAAGGUCUCAAGGAAGUGGGUGACCUGCUGACAGUGCAGCUGGAAAGGAUUUCCCUGCACGAAUUUCUGGCUGAACUUUCCACCCACACCGCUCAGAAGAUCAAGCAAAUGCAAGCGGCGUUGGACAUUUGCUUACAGUGUCAACUCAUAUUUGCCCACGUCAUCGAUACUAACAGUGGCCAAGUGGCCGAUGACGAGUUCGCCGGCCAUUUGACGCUCUUUGAGAGCCGCUUGCAGAACGCUCUGAAGACGCUGACGAAGCUCACGCUGACCGGCAAGGAUCCCAAGCAGUUGUCAAAGCUGUACAAGCGCAUGUAUAUGGAAACCUUGACUGGGAAACAUGGUCUAGGGGCCCAGCAAUCGCCGACAGCUUGCUUAAAGCAUUUGCACGUGCUGCUCGCCCGGCUGCGGGCCAUGUGCGACACCCAGCUGGCUCGCGACUAGACGUACGUGUCUUCUGACGGGUUCAACCCCAGAGCCCACAACCCACAACCGUUCGAAUUGCAUG
Molecule: messenger RNA, 3917 nt
Organism: Drosophila biarmipes
Lineage: Eukaryota; Metazoa; Arthropoda; Insecta; Diptera; Drosophilidae
Product: erythroid differentiation-related factor 1
Exons: 6
Coding region: 245-3853 (1202 amino acids)
Biological process (GO): positive regulation of DNA-templated transcription
Source: RefSeq, a predicted model, not a curated record